This is a messenger RNA of Penicillium canescens, 2018 nucleotides long. RefSeq lists its product as uncharacterized. The transcript has 2 exons. Gene Ontology annotation, biological process: transmembrane transport. Gene Ontology annotation, cellular component: membrane. Gene Ontology annotation, molecular function: transmembrane transporter activity. The record is from RefSeq and is a predicted model, not a curated record. Bases 314 to 1834 code for a protein of 506 amino acids. NCBI's taxonomy places the organism in Eukaryota, Fungi, Ascomycota, Eurotiomycetes, Eurotiales, Aspergillaceae.
CCUUCUCCUAUAUGUCUCCUCAUCUCGCGUACCGUCACAUUCAGGAAUCAAUACAUACCGGACGGUGGGCCGCGAAUGCCAUUCGUCGGCUGGACCGAGUGCCCCCGGGCAUUCUCUGUCCCGGGGUGCGGACUCGGCCAAGACACUAUCUCCACCGUGACCCCCCGCGUCUCAUGACUUUGGGCGUGGGGGUACCGGGGUACAGAAAAAAAUCGGGAAAUUAGCGCGGGGGGUGUGAAGGGUUUUCUGUCUUAAAGGGAAGAUUCUGCCCCUGGCUGCCCCGGUUGAUUCUGUUUUCUACACAGCUGCAGUCAUGGCGGACGACAUCUCACGAACUACCAAUGACCGGACAGAGGUCGAGGCCGAGAAGGAGAGGUAUGAAAAUGUCGAGCACAUUGCCUCAACCAAGCAAGAAGGCCUCGCUGCCCAGAUGGAUCCUGCUCGUCGUGCGGCCGUCGAGAAGCGUCUCAAGUUGAAACUUGACGCCCGAUGCAGUCUGUUCAUCUUUAUCUAUAUCAUGAACUACCUGGACCGCAACAACAUGGCGGCGGCCCGUCUGAAGGGUCUGCAGGAUGACCUCCAACUCUCCAACACGGAGUACUCGACGUGUCUGAGUAUUCUGUAUGUGGGCUACAUCAUCAUGCAAGUGCCCUCCAACAUGUUCAUCAACCGCAUUUCGCGGCCCUCUCUCUACAUCGCCUGUGCCAUGCUCCUCUGGGGUCUCAUCUCCACGUUGUCCGGUAACGCCAAGACCUUUGGACACAUGGUGGCCAUCCGUUUCCUGUUGGGCUUCAUCGAGGCUGCCUUCCUGCCCGGUGCAUUGCUCAUCCUAUCCAAGUGGUACACUCGCCGCGAGUUGACCUCCCGCAACGCCCUCCUAUUCUGUGGUAACCUCAUCUCCAACGCCUUUUCUGCCCUUGUUGGUGCCGGUGUCCUGUCCAACAUGCAGGGCGUCCUGGGCCACGCUGCGUGGCGCUGGCUGUUCUGGAUUGAGGGUGCCGUGACCAUGUUCAUUGCUGUCUUGGCUGCUUUCAUCCUGCCUGAUCUGCCCACCAAUGCUCGCGGUUUCACCGAGGAAGAACGUCAGGUGGCUCAGCUUCGUAUGUUUGAGGAUGUCGGUGAAGCUGAUACCGACUCCGAGGAGCUCGGUGCCAUGGGUGGUCUGAUGAUGGCCCUGAAGGACCCCAAGAUCUACGUGAUGAUGUUCACCUUUGUUGCCUACGUCGUUGGAUUGUCUUUCAACGCCUUCUUCCCCACUCUCACCGGUACUCUUGGAUUCGGCUAUGUCCCUACCCUCCUGAUGAGUGCUCCCCCAUGGGUGUUCUCGUGUAUCUUCUCCGUCAUCAACGCAUGGCACGCGGAUAAAACCCAGGAGAAGGUCUGGCACAUCUUCGGCCCCCUCGCCAUGGGAGCCGUCGGGUUCAUCAUCAGUAUGUCCACCCUCAACGUGGCAGCUCGAUACGUGGCACUCUUCUUGCAGGCAGGCUCCUACGCAGGAUUCAUCGUGUUCUACUCAUGGAUCAGUUCCUCCUUCCCACGUCCCCCAGCCAAGCGUGCCGUUGCCAUCGCCAUGAUCAACGCAUUCAGUCAACUGGGUAACGUCGCCGGCUCAUACGUCUGGGAUCUGGAGGAUAACGGCUACCGAUCCAGCUAUGGAAUUGUGCUGGCCAUGUUCGGUGUCACGGUCGCGGGAUGCUGGUACUUCCGCUACAUGCUGCUUGACCUGAACAAGCAGAUCGAGGCUGGUGAAAUGGCCGACACGACGGAUAAUGAUAUCCUCGAGAAUGCCGACGAGUCGUUGCGUAUGCGGAAGGGUUUCAGAUAUCUUGUUUAAGCGGAUUGCAUACUUGGAGUUUCAUAGUGUUUUUCUCCGGGAGACGUCAUUACAAGUGCGUCGAGGGGUUUUUAGCCCUUCGCGCUGGUUAUGUUCUAUGAAUGCUUGUAACAAUGUGAUGAGAAACGCCGGUCAGGGACCAGGUAUGUUUUUUAAGGAUAUAUACGUGAUAACAAUGAACUGG